AUAAAUGAAUCAUAACCGAAGAAUAAUGUUCCCAAAAUGCACAAAACCAAUUUCUAUACAUGGACAAGAAAAAACUGGACAUUAUAAGGAUUUGUAUAUCACUCUACUUGCUUACCGGCUUGAGAGGUUUCUUUUGGUUGAUCAGACAUGGAGUUACAAGUAAUGACAUUAGGCGGUGACCAUUGAUCAGGAGCCAAGAGAAAAUUCAUCGCCUUCCUAUAUAAAUAUUAGCUUGUAUUGCUUUGGAGAUAUUAUAGUUGGUGCUUCAUUCUUUAAACCUCCUAAAAUUCCUGUAAAUUUCAUCAAGACUCUAGAUGUUUGUCCCCAUGUGUAAUGCGACUCAAGAAGUCGAAAAUUCCGAUAAAUCUUUAUCGUUCGUUAUUUUCUUCAUCCUCGCGUUUAUUAGCAACGAGUAAUCCAUCACAUCACCCAACUGCAAACACAAACAAGAUCCUUAAGUUUAUGCACUUAAAGGAAGAAUAGACAAUAACUUUAAGUACGUUUAUUUUCUUAAAAUGUAAAUUUAUUAUUCAUAACGAAAAUUUUCCUACAUUGUACUCUAGGUCUCGGACAACUUGGACGAAAUCACUAACAUAGUUUUUUUUCAAAUAUGUGACAGUACUCAUCAAUAAGUGAAAUGUGAAAGGUUUCUUAGUUUUGUUUAUAACCAAAAGGCGUUUGACUACAACAAUUCAAUUCAACUGCCUAAGAUUUCAUGUUCCAAUGCUUAAUUAAAUACUUACUAGUAAUAACUAUUUAUCCUAUGCAAUUAAGCAGAAAAGACCCUUCGAAUACAACAUCCAACGCCAUUAUUUAACGUGCACGAGCCCAGCCAUAAUUUCAAAACAAAAGAGAAAAAAAAAACAUACUAAACGAUAAGAUGAAUGAUGGAUCGUCCUCAUCAUCAUCAAACACAAAGAUGGACCUGGUGGAUGUAUUAGUAGAUGAAUCCUACUUCUCUGCUUUAUUCGAUUACGAUGAAGUCUUCCCUAUCUCCGACGUCAACUACGCCACAGAGCUUCAUCUCCAAGAAGCUCUCUUCUCUUCUUUGAUCGCUUCAACGGCUAAGAUCAAUAAGAUACCCCAAAUCCAAAGGAGCGUCACUACGCUGAUCAAGCAAGAGCCGGUGAUAAAAAUCGAAAGCGAACCCUUGGAACCAUCCAUAAGGUUAUGUAUGAUUUGCAUGGACGAAAAGCCUUCCUCCGACAUGUUCCGAGGAUCAGUCACAUGCACUCAUGCAUACUGCACUCAGUGCACCAUCCGCUACGUGGCGUCCAAGAUCAAAGAAAACUCAGCGAGGAUCAAAUGCCCUGACGUGGAGUGCACGCGUUCGAUAGAGCCGUACAUGUGUAGAGAUCUGAUCCCAAAGGACGUGUUCGAGCGUUGGGAGAAGAUCUUGUGCGAGUCGUUGAUUUCUUCAUGGGACAAGCUGUACUGCCCGUUCAAAGACUGUUCAUCUGUGAUGAUUCUUGACGAUGUUAAUAAUGCUAAUGUGGCGCAGACCGAGUGUCCAUCUUGCCACAGAAUGUUCUGUGCUCAGUGUAAGGUGGCGUGGCACGUUGGAGUUGGCUGUGAGGAGUUUCAAAGGUAUGGGAACACUAAGAAGAAGAGUAGUGAUGAAGAAGAUGCUCUGUUGGUUCAAAUGGCCAAGAAUAAGCAGUGGAGGAGGUGCCCUAGUUGCAAGUUUUACGUUGAGAAAGCGGAUGGAUGUAUGCAUAUAACGUGCAGGUGUGGAUUUCAGUUCUGUUAUGGUUGUGGAUCAGUGUGGGUUUCUACUCACGCAUGCCAAGUUCGUACCUAGAGGCCAAUCGAUGAAUAAUUGAUGUGUGUUUUCUUUUGUUAUUUUCCUAUCAAAAAUAAUUAUAAUUCAUCAUACUUUCUAAGUUAAUCAACGUUAUAUAGCUUCUCUGCGUAAGAAACUGGGGCCUAAAUGUCGAUUUUUUCGAAUGUAUUUAAAAGCAUGUUAAACCCAUUAACAUGGAUUUACAGUCGUAAAAUGUAACUGAAUUAUAUUUCCCUUUUUUGGUUUAAAAAAAUAAUAAUUUCCCUCUCCCUAAGAAAAUAACAAUGAGUUUUCAAAGGGUUAUAGAGUAG
This is a messenger RNA of Brassica rapa (field mustard), 2094 nucleotides long. Its product is annotated as E3 ubiquitin-protein ligase RNF144A. Lineage: Eukaryota; Viridiplantae; Streptophyta; Magnoliopsida; Brassicales; Brassicaceae. Gene Ontology annotation, biological process: protein ubiquitination. The record is from RefSeq and is a predicted model, not a curated record. Gene Ontology annotation, molecular function: zinc ion binding; ubiquitin-protein transferase activity.